AUGGCUCUAGUGUUACGGAAUAUAUAUCAAACAUUCAACUAUUUCUUCACCGAAUACAAAGAUCCACGUGUAGAAAACUACCCUCUGCUUGGUUCGCCAUGGCCAAUAGUAGUGAUCAUCGUGUUGUAUCUGCAGUUUGUCAGUAACUGGGGUCAUCGGAUCAUGGAAAACCGGACACCAUUUCAACUGACAACAGUUAUGAAUACAUACAAUCUUAUACAGAUAGUGAUGAACCUGUACAUUGGCAUUGUAGGAGGCCUGAACUCUUAUUUUGCUGUCGAUUAUAGUUGGAGUUGUGAGCCAAUAAGUCAAAAAGAUAGUCCAUCCAGGCAAAAACUUAUAUUUGUCACAUAUCUUUACUUCAUCUCUAAAAUAAUUGAUCUAUUGGAUACGGUAUUUUUUGUAUUACGUAAAAAGUACAAUCAAAUAACAUUCCUUCACACUUAUCACCAUGCAGGGAUGGUAGUUGCAACAUACAUAUUUACCAAAUUCUUGGCAGGUAGUCAUGCAACCCUAUUGGGCUUGAUCAAUAGUUUUGUACAUGUCAUCAUGUAUUUCUACUAUUUCCUCACUUCGUUCAAACCAGAAUUGAAACGUUCGUUGUGGUGGAAAAAACACAUCACUCAAGUUCAGCUGAUUCAGUUUACUAUCCUUAUGCUGCAUUUUGGAGUACCGUUGGUGGGGGAGUACUGUGAUUUUCCUAAAGUUCUAUUGUUUAUUGGUUUCACACAAAACAUGUUUAUGUUUACUUUGUUUGCAGACUUUUACAUUAAAGCGUACAUCAAACAAAACAAAAACAUAUCACGGAAUUAA
Messenger RNA from Anopheles nili, 813 nucleotides. Its product is annotated as elongation of very long chain fatty acids protein AAEL008004-like. Lineage: Eukaryota; Metazoa; Arthropoda; Insecta; Diptera; Culicidae. The record is from RefSeq and is a predicted model, not a curated record. The transcript has 5 exons. Gene Ontology annotation, molecular function: fatty acid elongase activity. The coding region runs from base 1 to 813 and encodes 270 amino acids. Gene Ontology annotation, biological process: very long-chain fatty acid biosynthetic process; fatty acid elongation, saturated fatty acid; sphingolipid biosynthetic process. Gene Ontology annotation, cellular component: endoplasmic reticulum membrane.